Molecule: messenger RNA, 954 nt
Organism: Oreochromis aureus
Lineage: Eukaryota; Metazoa; Chordata; Actinopteri; Cichliformes; Cichlidae
Product: V-set domain containing T-cell activation inhibitor 1-like
Exons: 3
Coding region: 9-527 (172 amino acids)
Source: RefSeq, a predicted model, not a curated record
UGUCACAGAUGAACACUCUCCAAGUCCUCCUGUUUUUGGCUCUAAUUCUUGGAUCUGCAGUGCAAGACGAGAAAGAAGUGGAGGUUGGAGAGGAUGCAACUCUCGAUUGUCAGGGUCCCCAUGAAGGGAACAUCUUACGGCUAGCAUGGACCAAGAGUGACCUGAAAGCAGACAAUUACGUCUUUUUCUUUCGGGAAGAUCGUCUUUACAAAACAUACCAACAUGAAUUAUUCAAAGGUCGAGUGGAGCUGGAAGACCCAAACAUGAAAAGUGGAAAAAUGUCCAUCAUUCUGCAGAACACCACCGUUAAUGACACUGGAACAUAUGAGUGCCACAUCUCAUAUGAAACAGACCACAGCCAGAGAUCUGAGAUGAAGCAGGAAACCAAGCUGAAAGUUACACCUGCAGUUCAAAGACAAGGAGCCAGGAAGGAAGGAGCAAAGAAGGACAGAUCUGUUGGACUUAUAUCCGGUCUAUCAGUUUCCAGCCUGCUUCUCAUUGUUGCUGCUGUUGGAUAUUUGGUGUAAAGAAAACAGCAAAAGAGUCGGAACUUGGGCUGUGAUCAGGCUGAACGACAGAUGAACUGAUGGACAGAAAUUCAAUGAGUGUGAAACAUGUCCAGAACUUUCCCUGAAAGCCUUUGCACUGGGACAGGGAAAAAAAGAAAACCCACUGACUAAAUGAUAAUGGUGAUAGUAUUUGGUGUUUUUGAGGAUCAGACUAACAAGACAAAAACUCUUGCACAUGAAUAUAUUACCACUUCAUAAAAUAGUCUUGUAAUAUGAUCCAUGUCCCUGAAGGCAACUGGAAUAUUUUGCACUUCUAAAGGGUGAAAAAAUGCUGCUGUAUUCAUGUGAGACAUCGACAAGAAGCUUGGCAGUAUCACACGUGGUGGCGCGAUAUUCAUGACAAACAUUUCAAUCAGCCGGCAGCAGGUGGAAACAUUCACAGAGG